This is a messenger RNA of Racocetra persica, 849 nucleotides long. NCBI's taxonomy places the organism in Eukaryota, Fungi, Glomeromycota, Glomeromycetes, Diversisporales, Gigasporaceae. The record is from the annotation of a GenBank genome assembly.
AUGUUCAUAUGUUGUAUUUGUGAAAGAGAAUUUGGUCAUCUUACGAGCCUCAAAAACCAUAAAAAAGUUCAUAAAAACUGUUAUAAAGUUGAAAACGAAACUGAUACUAGUUUUAACAUUAGUACAGAUGAGAAUACGGAUAGUUAUAUUUCUGAUGAAUCAAAAGUAAAAAGCCAAAUUGAGUCAGAUUCAAUAUUCGAUGACCAAGAAACUACCAAUGAAUCAGAUUUAACAUUUAAUGACUAUAAAAUUACCAAUGAAUCUGAUUCAAUAUUCGAAGACCAAGAAGCCACUAAUGAAUCUGAUUCUAUGUGCAAUGACCAAGAAACUAACAAUAAAUCUGAUUCCAUGUUUGAUGAUCAAAAACUACUAACAAAUCUAAUUCUAUGUUUGCAAGAGAUUGUUGAUGAAUAUGACUUUAUGUUUAAUAACUAUGGGAUUACUGAUGAGUUUAGCUCAAUCUUUAAAAACGAUGAUGAUUCUAUCCAAAUUGUUGAAAGAAAUAUAUUAAAAGAAUGUAAAAAGACUAAUGAUCAAUGUUGGAGCGAUGAUAAGUCACUCAUUGAAUUAUAUAAAUAUGAUAAAGAAUGUAUCUCCGAAAUUCUUGAUGGUUUGUGCCAUCUCGUCCCCGCAAUGAAUGACUAUUUUGAUCUUAUAUCUGUGUUUAAAGGGGAUAUGAAAGAAUCAGAAGUAAUCUUUACUUUAUAUAAAUCCUUUACAUUGCCUAACAAAGAACAGGUAAGGGCUACAAGAUAUUAUCACAAUAUACCAGUAUUUAUCAAUAUUGCUAUCUAUAUGGAUUCUAAACAAAUCGAAUUUGAAAUAUUUGAUGAAUAUUGCUUUGCAAAA